Messenger RNA from Cynara cardunculus var. scolymus (artichoke), 1089 nucleotides. Its product is annotated as vignain-like. The transcript is spliced from 4 exons. Gene Ontology annotation, molecular function: cysteine-type endopeptidase activity. The coding region runs from base 1 to 1089 and encodes 362 amino acids. Gene Ontology annotation, cellular component: lysosome. Lineage: Eukaryota; Viridiplantae; Streptophyta; Magnoliopsida; Asterales; Asteraceae. The record is from RefSeq and is a predicted model, not a curated record.
AUGGAAAUCAAGUUCGUUUUACUUUCACUUACUUUGGUUUUGGUUUUGUUUUUUGGCCUUGUGCAGAGCUUUGAUUACCAUGAGGAAGAACUUGAAACGGAGGAGAGUCUGUGGGAAUUGUAUGAGCGGUGGAGGAGCCACCACCGCAUGGCGGCUGCAAGCCGUCAGGAGAAACAUAGGCGGUUCAAUGUGUUCAAGUCCAACCUGCAACAUGUUCACAACACAAACAGGAUGAACAAGCCAUACAAGUUGAAAUUGAACCGGUUUGCUGACAUGACUAACCAUGAGUUUACGAGCGCCUAUGCUGGCUCCAAGGUUAGCCAUCACCGGAUGCUCCAUGGAGACCGCAUCAGCAACAAGGGUUUCAUGUAUGCGAACCACGAUAAUGUCCCUGCCUCUAUUGAUUGGAGAAAGGAAAACGCUGUAACCCCUGUCAAGGAUCAAGGCCACUGUGGAAGUUGUUGGGCGUUCUCAACGGUGGUUGCCGUCGAGGGUCUAAACCAGAUCAAAACCAAGAAACUAGUAUCACUCUCGGAACAAGAACUUGUCGACUGUGACACUGGCAAAAACGAAGGAUGUGAUGGAGGGCUAAUGGACCUCGCAUUCGAUUUCAUCAAGAAAAAUGGAGGUCUAACUACAGAAGACAACUACCCUUACACAGCUGCAGCAGGAAGUUGCAAAACUGUAAAGGAGGGCGUUCCAACGGUAUCAAUCGAUGGACAUGAAGAUGUGCCUGUUAACGAUGAGGAUGCUCUAAUGAAAGCAGUUGCAAACCAGCCUGUAUCUGUUGCUAUUGAUGCUGGAGGUUCUGAUUUCCAGUUCUAUUCACAGGGAGUUUUUACUGGAAAGUGUGGAACGCAAUUAAACCAUGGGGUAGCAGUGGUCGGAUACGAUAUGAGUGACGACGGAACCAAGUACUGGAUCGUAAAGAACUCGUGGGGAGCCGAUUGGGGAGAGAAUGGCUACAUACGAAUGCAACGAGGAGUUCCUGAGAAGACGGGGCUCUGUGGCAUAGCAAUGGAGGCUUCUUACCCUAUCAAGAACUCUGAUACAAACCCUAAAGCAUCAUUCAUCAGGGAUGAACUUUAG